Gracilinanus agilis (Agile Gracile Mouse Opossum) is the source of this 5681-nucleotide messenger RNA. It is a transcript of the gene NIN, whose product is annotated as ninein. Lineage: Eukaryota; Metazoa; Chordata; Mammalia; Didelphimorphia; Didelphidae. Gene Ontology annotation, cellular component: centrosome; ciliary transition fiber; pericentriolar material. Gene Ontology annotation, molecular function: calcium ion binding. Gene Ontology annotation, biological process: microtubule anchoring at centrosome; centrosome localization; centrosome-templated microtubule nucleation. The transcript is spliced from 24 exons. The record is from RefSeq and is a predicted model, not a curated record.
AAAGAGAAGUUAAGGCCUUCACUGUGCAGCUUGUGCCUUUGGAGAGAAAAGAACCAGUUCCUUUGCACAGUCCCUGAUUGCUUGCUUAUUGCAGAAUCUAAACGUAAGAAAUUCCGAUUCCGUUCGGAGAGUUUGAGCCACUUUAGUCUGUGAUGUUAACCUCAGCUGGGCCUCUGUGAAACAGAAGCUGCCUGCAAACCCGGAAAGUGUAUAUGUACAGGGGGUUAUGGGAUGGAUGGAGCAGAGCAGGAUCAGCAUGAAACUCAUCUCAAGGAAGUAUUUAACAGUUUCGAUGCCACUGGUUGUGGGUCUCUUGGCCAAGAGGAGCUAAUAAAACUCUGCCAGUUGCUGAACAUAGAAGAAGUGACUCCAGCACUCCAGCAAACAUUAUUUCAGGACAAUCUCCUAGGCAAGGUGUAUUUUGACCAGUUUAAGGAAGCACUAAUACUUGUUUUAUCCAGAACUCUCUCCUUUGAAGAACACUUUGAAGAACCAGUCUGCUUUCCACAAGCUCAGCCCAAAUAUAUCAAAGAUGGGAAAUGCUAUGGCCGAAGAUCUUUGCCUGAGUUUCAAGAACCUUUGGGGGAAUUUGCUGAAGUGAGAGUGCUUGAAUCACUGAAUGAAAAAGCUCAGUCUUCACUCACUACUGCCAGUGACUUCAAUGAGUACCACAAGACUCACCAUGAUGAGGAAUAUGAAGCUGAAGGUCAGUUAAGGUUUUGGAACCCUGAUGACUUAAAUGCCUCACAGAGAGGAUCUUCUCCCACUCAAGGUUGGAUUGAUAACAAACUACAUGAAGUUUGUGAAGAUCUUGGGUUGUCUCAAGAUGCCCACUUAAAUAAAAAGAAGCUGAUCUCCAUCUGUGAACAAUAUGACUUGAAAAAUGUCAACAAGGAGAUGUUUGAAGCUGUCUUCCACGAUCUUGAGCCUGAUGGUACAAUGAGUAUGAAAGAUUUUUUCUAUGGUUUGUUUAAAAAUGGAACAUUCCUUACCACAUCAGCUUCAACUCCUUAUAGACAGCUGAAAAGACACCUCUCCAUGCAGUCCUUUGAUGAAAGUGGGAGACGCACCAUGAUUUCUUCAACAAUUACAAGUUCAAUUACCUUCCGAUUAUUCUCUUGUCUUGACGAUGGAAUGGGAUAUGGUUCUGUGGAACAAAUACUUGAUACAUGGAAUGAAGAGGGCAUUGAGAAUGGGCAGGAUAUCUUAAAGGAAAAUAGUCGUUUAGAAAAUGAACUACUGGAAAAUGCUGAAAAGCUAGCAGAGUAUGAGAGUCUGGUAACUAAAUUGCAGAAGAAUCUGGUCAGUGUACUCUCAGAAAAGUUUGGUGACUUAGAUCCCAAUAGUGCUGAGUCCUUUUUGCAAGAAGAGAGCCUAAGCAAGAUGAAAACUGAAUAUGAACAGCAGUGCAGAAUGUUACAGGACCAAGUGGAUGAACUCCAGUCUGAACUGGAAAAAUAUCGUGAUCAAGGCAAAGUGUUGAAACUUCCUUUCAAGAACUUUCUUUCUGAAGAGUUUGAUGUUAGAUGUCACAGUAUAGACCUUGACCAAGGGUUUAGUUCUGAAAAUUAUAAUCCGUUGAAUAUGAGCAUAGAAGCAGAGCUGAUUAUUGAACAACUGAAAGAACAGCAUCAUAGGGACAUGAAACGUAUAACACUGGAACUUACAGAUAAAAUUCUCCAUUGUGAAAAACAGCUAGAUGAAACCAAAGCCAACUGUGAAAAAGAACAAGAAAAUGUUAAACAAAAGUAUAAGAAUGAGAUACAUAUCUUGGAAAAACAAAUAAGUGGCCUUAAAAGUGAAAUUGAAGAACUACAGAAACAGACAAUUGUUCUGAAGAAAGAACAACAACAAACAGACUAUCGAUGUAUGAAGGAAAAAAAUGAAUUACAGGUUAAGUUUAAUGAAGAAAAGGCUCAUCUUCAGGAGAAGUUGAAGUUAGAACAUGAAAUGUUUCUCAAGAAUAAGCUAGAGCAGGUAAAGGAAAGCUUUAACCAAGAAAGAGAGAUUCUCAUUCAAAAUGGUACCUGGGCUGAAGAAAAGAUGAGAAAUUUAGUCAAGGCAAAAGAGGAAGAGAAAUAUAAACUAGAAGAGUUUUACCAGGAAAAGCUGAAAAGCCUACUGGAAAAACAUAAUCUUGAAAAAGAAGAGCUGCAGAGAAUACUUCUAGAAAAGUACCAAAACAAUCUCCAAGAGGAAAGGAAUAAAGUGGAAAUUGAGUUUAAUAGAAGAAACUCUCAGAUAGAAGCCCAUUUUCUGAGUGAAUGCCAAAAAGUCACAAGCAAAUAUGAAGAAACCCUAAAUGACCUGAAAGAUGCCUACCAACAAGAGCUGAAGGACUUGAUGAAAAAGCAAUUUGAGGAAAAAUCUAAGUGGGAAUUUGAAAAAGAUGAAAUUGCCCAGGAGUAUGCUGAAGCACAAGAACAACUUAAAGAAAUGCUGAAGCACGAGAAGGCAAACUUUCUUGUUUUGACAAGAGAGCAAGAGAUGCUCGAGAAAAAAUACAAAGAACAUUUAAUCAGCUUAGUAGCUGAGAAAGAACAGCUGCAAAAAGACCUAGAGGAGCUAAGGAAUAUGUCUAAAAGCCAACAAAACCAAUUGUCCAAAGAAAUUGAGCUCAAGAACAGUCAUGAAAAAGAAUUUAAAGAAAGAGAGCAUUUCAUGUCUCAGAUAGUUGAUAUAGGGAAGCUAGACAGGCAGAAACUUGAAGAGCAAGAGAUUAAAUGUGAAUAUGAAAAGGAAGACAUGGAUUCCCAAUUUCUGGCCAUGGACUUCAACAAAAAACCUUGUGAAAAAGGAGACAGAAAGAGCUUAGAAAUCUCUAGACUUCAGAAUAAGAUAAAGGAAUUGCAGCAAGGAAUUUUUUUAUUUACCAACCCUCAGAGUAAAUGCCAAGUAGCACCAAGUGAAAAUGCAGAUUUGGCUAGUGAGAUGUCACUACUUCAGCAAGGAACACAAAUUUUGGAAGAAAACGGUGAUAUUCUUAUAAACCUGCAAAGAGCCCAUGAGAGAGCAGUGAAGGAAAAUGUCAAAAUGGCUGCUGAAAUCAUCAGAUUACGUCAAAGACUACAAAAAUUAGAUCCAAAGUCAGUAACAUUUGCUUCUUUAGAGGAAUCAGAUUAUAACUUCUUCAGAACUUCAGUGGAACAAACAAAGACACUUGCCUCUCGAAACAGACUAAAACAAGUAGAAGGCAUUAUUAACUAUAUUCUAAGUGAAUCACCUGAUAACAAUGUUCAAGAAGUAGAAAAGAUAGAAAUAAGCUCUCUUCAGACACUGGAAACUAAAAUACAGGAGUCUUUAGGAUCAUUAGGUCAUUUUUCUGAGUCUGAAAAUAAUGAAGUAACAAGUACUGAGAGUUGGGACCUAAAAAACAAUUUUCCUUUUCUCCAGGAAGAGUGUGAUCAAGUCUCUGAAAAGAAGCAGGAUUUAAUUUUGGAUGUUUCUAUUCUAAAAAAGAAAGUAAAGAUUCUUGAGAAUAAUUCUGAGGCUAAUACUAAGUAUAAGAUGUUAUAUGAAGAUGCAAAUAGGGAAAAUUACUGUCUUCAGGAAGAACUCAAAAUGAUUGAAGCACAGUAUGAUAAAGAAAUGAAAAAUAGCAAAGAGCUCACAUUAGAAGUUUUCAGUUUACAGAGUGAGCUAAAGAAAGCUGAGACAAUAACUGAAGCAUUACUCAGGAUUAAACAGAGCUAUGAUGAAGUUAAAAUUGAAAAUGAAGAACUAAAGACUCUAGUUUUGAGACUUGAGGAAAAGAUUGAGAAACUACAGGGGAAAGCAGUGGAACAGUAUGAGUGUUUUUUAUUAAAUGAAGUUGAUACCCAAGAACUGAAAACUGAAAAAAAUAUAUUAGAACAAAAUAAAAGGCUGGAACAGUUUGGUAAAAAAUGUAUGACUGUGAAGUCUGUUUUAAAAGAACAAAAUCAAGAAAAUUUGACCUGUAGGGAGGAAGACACAUGGCUCCUAGAAAAAACAAUGGUAUCUGAAGAUUUCUGGCUUCGGGAAAAGAUGAACCUUGAAGAAAAGUCAACUGAACAAAACCAACUUAAGAAACUUGAGGAAAAUCCUAUACUCUCAGACCUUCAAGGGAAAUAUCACCAUAAUGACACACGAAUAGAAGAAUUAGAAUUAGAGAAAAACAAAUUACAAGAGCUGACCAGAAAACUAAGAGAGAAAGUAGCCAAUUUAGUUAAACAGAAACAUGUAGAUUGUCAUGGGGGAAAAGAGGAGCUAAAGUCAAUGAUGUAUGACUUGCAAAGUACAUGCAGUGAGAUGCAACACAAAGUUGAACUACUGAGACAGGAGUCUGAAAAGUUUCAAGAAGAAAACCCAAUUUUAAGGAAUGAAAUUACCAUUUUAAAUGAAGAAGGUAGCAUUUCUUACCUAAAAUUAAGUGAAUUAAGGGGAUCUCAAGAAGAAAUAUGGAAAAAAAUAGAGACUGUAAGAAAGGAAAAAAAUACUAUACAGAAGAUGUUUGAAAACUUUAAAAAGCAGGUAUUAGAAUUAAAAGCCAAAAAUCAGCACUUGGAUUUGGAAAAUGCAGAACUUAUCCAAAAGAACACCCCAAAUGAAGCCGACCUUCAGUAUCUUCAUCAAUAUUUAGCACAAAUCCUGUAUCAGAAAGAAAAAGAGAUAGGAAAUUGUACAUUGGAAGGAUGGGAAAAAGAAAACAUAAAGCUGAAAGAGGAAUUAGACAGUUACAAAGCAAAGUCAUCUGAUUUAGUGUCUUCUCUGGAGGCAGAAUUGUCUAAAAUAAAGAUUCAAAGCCAUUCUUUGCAACAGGAAAAUUUCCUCCUCAAAAAUGAACUGGAGAGAAUAAAACAAAACUGGCUUCCAGAUCCAGCCAUAUGUUCUUCAGGGUUACAGAACCAGCACAAAGUGUUGUCUUGGCAUAAGAUGGAUCAUCUGAUUAAUCAAGAACAGCAGUUAUUAAUGCAGGAGAAUAAAAGAAUUCAAAUUGUGGUGCAGAACUCAAAAACAGAACUGAUACAUUCAGAAGAGGAGGUAAGUCAAAUGAAUAAACUUGAAGAAGAAUUUCAAACAAUUCAUUUGGAAAAUCAAAGCCUGAAAAAUAAGCUAGUAAAAGUAGAUGGGGAGUUAAUGGAGAUACAAGACUAGACAGUCAGUGUGACAUUUAAUCCAUCCUCAUAGCCUCCAAAUGUGCUGCUCCUUCAGCAGCAAGGCUAUCUUGUGGUGCUCAGGGAGCAGUGUCUACAGCUUCAACAAUUGUUACAGGUUGAAUGGAGAAAUCAACUCCUGGAGGAUGAACUUGAAAACAGUUCAUCUGAAUCCCAAACAUAAUUUGGGAGCCAUAAGCAGCUGGCAAUGGCUAUGGAGGAACGCAUGAUAGAGGUUGAGCAAAAGUUGAAACUAGUGAAAAGGCUUCUUCAGGAAAAAGUGAAUCAACUAAAAGAACAACUUUGUAAGAAUACAAAAUCUGAUGCAGUGGUGAAGGAUAUAUAUGUUGAAAAUACUCACCUGUUAAAAUCUUUGGAGAUGACUGAACAAUGGCAGAAAACAGCAGAAAAGAAAAACUGUCUUCUGGAGGAGAAGAUUGCAAGCCUCAGUAAUAUCAUCAGGAAUCUGACACCAGCACCAAUGACUGCUGUACCUCCUCUCAGGUCAUAGAUGAGCCAUAAAAUCUACAGGACUAUAUUCCCUUUACUGAAUAUAUAUUCCUGUCC